This is a messenger RNA of Botrytis sinoallii, 1642 nucleotides long. RefSeq lists its product as uncharacterized. Lineage: Eukaryota; Fungi; Ascomycota; Leotiomycetes; Helotiales; Sclerotiniaceae. The transcript has 4 exons. The record is from RefSeq and is a predicted model, not a curated record. Gene Ontology annotation, molecular function: zinc ion binding; carbonate dehydratase activity. Gene Ontology annotation, biological process: carbon utilization; cellular response to carbon dioxide; cellular response to oxidative stress. Bases 667 to 1401 code for a protein of 244 amino acids. Gene Ontology annotation, cellular component: cytoplasm.
AUAAUAUCUAUUAAGAUAUUAUAUUAAGAUAAGGUUAUAUACAUAUCAUAAAUAUAUCAUCUACAAUAUACCAACCGACCUAAUCAUUGCAUAUAUAUAUAUAUCUAUAUACCAGUAUAUAUACCAUAGAAAAAUAAUCAUCAUCCAGCUUUCAAAUUCCCACACCACAUCACAUCACAUCACAUCCAUCACAUCAAGUUCUCAUCCCACGAAUUGAAUUGAGUAAUUCCAAUUGGCCAACUCUUAUCGAAGAAAAAUAGAUUCUCUUAUCGUAUCAGUUCAAAAACCCUGGCUCCUUGGUUCCUUGCUCCACCACCUUUCUAAGUUUGAACGUGCUGAAGUCUCCAUUUCACUCAAUUCGGCCCUCUCAACACUUUUGGAAGAAAACUAAAUGUGCUAAGAUCGGCCCCGUUCAAAACUUAUUACUCAUAUAUUCUGCUCUCCAUCUUUCUAUCUAUCUCGUCGUAAAACCCUACGCAAUACAAUCGCAACGAGUUCCUACAUACCUCCUAUUCUGGAUACCUACGAUAUUGAAAUACGAUACUUGACGAUUACGAAGACUAGGAGAUUUUCUAUAAAGGCACCGGAGAGUCUUUGUGGAUUUUAAGAAGAAGGAAGAAUUUCAAUUGAUAGAAAGAAGUUUGAGAAAUUGUUACAAGAAUUAUAAUGGGCUCUGAAACUCCCUUCGAUUAUGCCUUGAGCUCCAACGCCGCAUGGGCAGGCUAUAAAAGCCAUCAAAACCCCAAAUUCUUCCCUACCAUGGCCCAAGGCCAAACUCCCAGCAUCCUCUGGCUCGGUUGCUCCGACUCCCGUGUGCCCGAAACCACCGUUCUCGGUCUCCAACCCGGUGAUGUCUUCGUCCAUCGUAAUAUCGCCAAUAUUGUCUCGCCUACCGAUAUCAAUUCCUCGGCCGUCAUCGAAUAUGCCGUUGCGCAUCUGAAGGUAUCGCAUAUUGUUGUGUGCGGGCACACUUGCUGCGGUGGUGCUGCUGCUGCGUUGGGAGGUGCAAGGGUAGGUGGGGUUUUGGAUACUUGGCUUGCGCCGCUCAAGGCAUUGAGUAAAUUGCACGAGAAGGAAUUAAAGGGGAUCAAGGAAGAUUCCGCAAGGGCGGUCCGUCUAGCGGAGUUGAAUGUUGCGAAAGGAGUGGAGGUGCUUAUGGGAAAUGUGGUUGUGGAAGAGGCGGUCCGCGAGAGGGGAUUGAAGGUUCAUGGUGUUGUGUAUGAUAUUGGCUGUGGAAAGAUUCGGGAUCUGGGAGUAGGAAAUUGCAAUGAUGAGGAGGAGGAAGAAGAAGUUGCCGGGACAGAUGGAGCCGCGGAGUCGAAAGGAGCAAAGGAGUUGGUCCAAGGUGCGCAUGGAAUGCUGGUUUUUGGAAAGGGGGGAGCAACGCUCAGUACCGCGUAAUGGGGAUGAAAUGUACGGAUAUAUGAAUUUUGGAUACGCACACAUACAUGUUAUACUGUGUAGAAUGAGAGGGAAGGGAAAGGAAGACGGGAAUGGGAGUUUGAGGCAAGGCGGGGUUUUGUUUAAAUCGAGCAAAGAUGAAAGGAGAGCUGUUUGGGAAUUAGAUCGAUUAGAAAGUCGAAAACAAUGAAUGUCAUUUAAUAAAUUAUCUAUAAAAAAUCAUAUUAAUAUGACAUGGUCA